Molecule: messenger RNA, 2083 nt
Organism: Actinia tenebrosa (Australian red waratah sea anemone)
Lineage: Eukaryota; Metazoa; Cnidaria; Anthozoa; Actiniaria; Actiniidae
Product: dynein regulatory complex subunit 2
Biological process (GO): regulation of cilium movement; cilium-dependent cell motility; axonemal dynein complex assembly
Cellular component (GO): axoneme; axonemal dynein complex
Source: RefSeq, a predicted model, not a curated record
CGCGGCUACCUUUCAAGAUGGCGCAGCGAACUGUGAAGGCGACUAUUUUAUCGAUAGAAUUAUCAGAAACAUAAGCAUCACGCUGUUCAAAGAACAAUAACAUUUCUACCUGAUUAUGCUGCAAAGUUUCCUCCUUUUUACCCAAAACCCCGAGAAGUUCUCKGUUUUGAUAUUCUGAUUCUGUUGCUUUCCGGGCCUGCGUGAAAAAACCAAAAAUGCCUCCAAAAAAGAAAAAGUCGGGCAAGAAAAAGCUUGCAAAGAUGACUGAAGAGCAAAGACUUGUUUAUUUGGAACAGAAGCGCCUUGCUGAGGAAGAAAUGAGGAAAAAGAAAGAAGRCAUGUUAACACAGUUUCUGAAGGAUAAAUUAGCGAAAGAAGAAAAGAGUACGAAGUUUAACCUAAAUAAACUACAAAACCAAUGGCGAGUCAUCAUGAGAGAAGCCAAGUCUCAGGAGUUAAAGAAAGAUAUUGAAGUGCUCAGUCAGACAUUUGAGAGGGUGAUUGACAGAAAAGAGGCCAUAAUAAAAUCACUUGUGAAGGAUAUAGAAGAAGCUGAAGAACAAUACCAGAUGGCACUCAGAAGUCAUCUACAAAAUGAAGACAGAUUAAUAGAUCUUCAGCAGAGAAGAUUAAAGGAACAUAAAGAUGAAUUUAAUCAAGAACAAGAGAUUAUUAAGGUUGAAUUUGAUACAGAAAGAGAAAAGAUACAGAGUCAACAUAAGAAAGAAAUGCAUGAUAUUCAAGACAUCAUGUUUGCUAUGGAAGAGGAAUGGAAUGAGCAAGAAAGUGAAGCCAAGCAAGAUUUCCAAAGUCUUAGAGAUGAGAUCAAAAACAAGAACAUAGAAGAAAAACAUGCACUAAGGAUUCAGCUAGAAGGAACAGUGGAAGAUCUUUGGAGACAGUUCCAACAGGCACUGAAGAACUACAAUGAGACAACUGAAGAGAGAAAACUAGCAUUUGAAAAUUUGAAAGCAAAAGACGAGAAGAGUGCCAAAGAAAUAGAGACACAGAUGAGAAAACUACAAAGAAUACAGGACAACAUUUCUCAGAUCAAGGCUAAAAUGGCAUCCAACUCUAGAGAAUGUGAUGAAAGAAACAGAAUGAUCAAAGAUCAAAGAGAAGUUGUUGGAGUACAGUUUCAUGAGCUGAAAGCUGAAAUGAAUAAAAUGCGAGACACCGAAAGGUCACGUUUAACUCAACUAACCUUACAAAGUAAUGCUGCAAUCAAGAAGCUAAAAGUCAAACAUGAAAUGGGAGAAAGAAUAGUCAAAUUGGCUGAAAUGUGCCGUAAGCUCGAAACAGAACAAGAAAAGGUUCUUCCUUUCUACGCUUCAUCAUUAUCACCAGAAGAAGAAGAUGACGUGGCAGCCGCUGUACAGGAGGCACCUUCUGAAGCUUUGGCCGAGAUCCUGCAUGAGUAUUCUUCGCUUGAAAACUUCUGGAAGAGAUAUAAUAAGGUUUUACUCGAUAAGCUCGCUCUGGAUAAGGAAAAACACUCGUUAUUACAAGAGAAUCAACAGUUGAGAGCGAUUCUGAAACAAUACCUCGAUGGUAUCUCGGUGAAUGAUGAGAUUCUCAGCACACACAACCCAUUGUUCAUCGUUAACAAUAAAACCAACGUUAAGUUAUCAGUGCCUGUAGUGGACCCUCGUGUAAAGCGCUCCGGGCCCACAGUAGUAGAGGCUGCACAUGUCGUCAAACAUGCUAUAUAACUGCAGACAUUAUAGGUCUAACAUUUGUAUAUAGCUUGUUUUUGUGUUCAUCUUACAUUGUAAAUACUGGUUGUCGCAAUAAACUAAUAUAAUAAUUAUCCGAUACACAUAAAGUUAGGUUUAAUCCACGGGUGUAGAAUCAGUGGACCAUUUCGGCAAUUUUACUUUUCAAUUAAAAUACCAAAAACUUUCGUCAAAACUGGCAUGUUUUUCGAGAUUUCACAUUUUAUUCGUAACAUACAUGCAAGAUGGAAGACCAGAAAAUUAAAGGACCCUUUACUUGAAUAAUUUCUAGAAGUGUCAAACUAAGAAAAGCCUUGUGUUUUUCAUGCGCCGCCGAUUUAUGAUGAAGAAAAAACCCAGACAAACGA